UGGAACUCGCUCUGUAGACCAGGCUGACCUCGAACUCACAGAGAUCCCCCUGCCUCUGCUUCCCGGGUUCUGAAUUAAAGGCGUGCGCCACCACUGCCCAGCUAAGCCUAGACUUCUUAAGCUCGCGGCGUCUGGGUGGCGGUGGACGGGAGCUCAUGGAGCCCAGAGGAACCAAGAGAAAAGCGGAGAAGACAGAGGUGGCGGAGCCUUGGAACCAGCUCCCGCGUCCACUGCCCUCACUGCGCACGGAGCCUGCUCUGUACUCUGGCCCCUUCCCCUUCUACCGGCGCCCUUCCGAACUGGGCUGCUUCUCCCUGGACGCCCAGCGCCAGUACCAUGGAGAUGCCCGAGCCCUGCGCUACUACAGCCCGCCCCCUAUCAACGGUCCAGGCCCAGGCCCCGACUUUGACCUCAGAGAUGGGUAUCCUGAUAGAUACCACCCCCGGGAUGAGGAAGUCAAGGAGAGGCUGGACCAUUUGCUGCGCUGGCUUCUGGAACACCGACACCAGCUGGAGGGGGGUCCGGGCUGGCUGGCAGGGGCCACAGUAACAUGGCGAGGACACCUGACAAAAUUGCUGACCACGCCGUAUGAGCGGCAGGAAGGCUGGCAGCUGGCAGCCUCGCGGUUCCAAGGGACACUGUACCUAAGUGAGGUGGAGACCCCGGCUGCUCGGGCUCAGAGGCUAGCCAGACCGCCCCUCCUGCGGGAGCUCAUGUACAUGGGCUACAAAUUUGAGCAGUACAUGUGUGCAGACAAACCUGGAGGCUCCCCAGACCCCUCUGGGGAGGUUAACACCAACGUGGCCUUCUGCUCUGUGCUACGCAGCCGCCUGGGAAGCCACCCUCUGCUCUUCUCCGGGGAAGUAGACUGCAUGAACCCCCAGGCCCCAUCCACACAGCCUCCGGCCUGCUAUGUGGAGCUCAAGACCUCCAAGGAGAUGCACAGCCCUGGCCAGUGGAGGAGCUUCUACAGACACAAGCUUCUGAAGUGGUGGGCUCAGUCGUUCCUCCCAGGGGUCCCACAUGUUGUCGCCGGCUUCCGGAACCCAGAAGGUUUCGUCUGUUCCUUAAAGACCUUUCCUACCAUGGAGAUGUUUGAAAAUGUCAGGAAUGACCCGGAUGGCUGGAGUCCCUCUGUGUGCAUGAACUUCUGUGCUGCCUUCCUUAGUUUUGCCCAGAGCACAGUUGUCCAGGAUGACCCCAGGCUUGUUCACCUCUUCUCCUGGGAACCUGGUGGCCCAGUCACUGUGUCUGUCCAUCGGGAUGCACCCUAUGCCUUCCUGCCCACAUGGUGUCUUGCUGCGUCUGAGUACAGCCAUCCCCGCCCUAUACUCCAAGCAUUCUCCUUUGCUGUUUUAUUACUCGCUUUUGCCCAACACGCCCUUUACUGGGUGUAGAGGCUGGCUGCGAAGACAAUGUCCC
Messenger RNA from Alexandromys fortis (reed vole), 1422 nucleotides. It is a transcript of the gene Dxo, whose product is annotated as decapping exoribonuclease. The record is from RefSeq and is a predicted model, not a curated record. NCBI's taxonomy places the organism in Eukaryota, Metazoa, Chordata, Mammalia, Rodentia, Cricetidae. The transcript has 8 exons. Gene Ontology annotation, molecular function: mRNA 5'-diphosphatase activity. Gene Ontology annotation, cellular component: cytosol; nucleus. Gene Ontology annotation, biological process: nuclear-transcribed mRNA catabolic process; NAD-cap decapping. Bases 156 to 1397 code for a protein of 413 amino acids.